AUGACGGAACACGUGGAACGUGGGCUAAAUCAGGUUGAGUUUCCACUACGCAAAAAAGGUAAUGCUUGUGGAAGACUUAAACUUACUGCUGAACAUAUUGAGAAUUAUCCUGAUGUUCCAGACGAGGCUCGAGUAUAUUUAAAACCAGGAGCGAAUGAAGAAGGAUACUGGACAGCCACACACCUUAUUGAGCAAGUCGGAUAUAAAGCCAUUGAGGCUUUAUUCCCAAAUUGCAUUGCAGUAUUUGCGUUUGAUAAUAGUUCAAAUCAUUCCGCAUUUGCAGCUGAUGCAUUAGUUGCGAAGAGAAUGAAUAUUGGACCUGGUGGAAAUGCACCAAAAAUGCGGGAUACUUUUUGGGGUCCAAAUAAUGAAAGACAAACUAUGAAUUUUCCCGACGAUCGACCAAGAGGUAUAAAGCAGAUUUUGAGUGAAAGAGGACUGUAG
Paraglomus occultum is the source of this 444-nucleotide messenger RNA. The record is from the annotation of a GenBank genome assembly. NCBI's taxonomy places the organism in Eukaryota, Fungi, Glomeromycota, Glomeromycetes, Paraglomerales, Paraglomeraceae.